Cooperia oncophora is the source of this 414-nucleotide messenger RNA. Lineage: Eukaryota; Metazoa; Nematoda; Chromadorea; Rhabditida; Trichostrongylidae. The record is from the annotation of a GenBank genome assembly.
AUGGGACCAAUCGGUGGACGCUAUUCGAUCAACGCCGUACAGCUGACCGAUUCGCCUUAUGUGGUGCUCAACAUGAGAAUACUAACGAGGCAAGUGUGGGUAUGUAACCCAAACCGCUUUUUCCUCGCACUUCGUCCAUCUGAUAACGAGAUUUGGUCGUUCGGAUCAGCCUUUGGCGAGAAUGCUUUCCUGAGCAAGAAAUGCCUCGGGCUUCGUCUAGCUUCAUAUCGCGGUUGGAAAGAAGGAUGGAUUGUGAUGAACGCGGCUCUGAUUGCCGUUAAAGGUACACAUAACUACUUCUAUCCUGGUAUACCGAAGCAGUACGAUUGCUUCCAAAGAAGAAGCCGGCUGCUCAUGCUGCUAGAAAGUCUAUCGACUGCAGCUGAAAGGAGGGCUAAUGGUACAGAGCGCUGA